AUGGAGGCGUCGCUGGACGCGUCGCCAGCGGGGACCAAGAUCCGUGAAGCGCUAAAGAAUCACAUUUAUAACGGCAAACCAGUGUCGUACUCGGUGUCAAGUGCACUGAAUUGCAUCAUGUCUGGAGUGAUUCGAUGGGAGCGGAAGGAUAGCAGUGGCUCGCAUUUCUCUUGUGCCCUUUAUUACGAAGCUUCAGCGUAUUUGGAGAUGCUGCAGAAGAAAAGCUACAAAGAGUUAGUGGCUGCUGUGCGGUAUCUACAGACCAAGUUCUUUGUGGUCAUCGAAGGCAUGGAUCGAGCCCUCAUCGAGCUCAAAAAACAGCAAAGGAAGAAGAAAAAGAACGGAACUGCCGCAAACCGCACGCUGCCGAUGAUUUCGUUUGCAGACUUGCAAGAAAUCGCCUUCCAGUUGUUCAUGGAUGUCGGAGCUCACACAAAGUUCACGUGUGAUCUCGAAGCUACGGCGAACUAUGUGGCUUUGUUGACUCGCGAGCUGGUUGUUGCAUCGUCACGUGCGACUGCGCUCGAGGAAUUUCUAGAAUCUGUGCCUCGCUACAACUCGUUUCGGGUGACGCAUAGCGGAGGGACAGCUAGUGCAAGCGCCAACGCGUGGCUUCGUAUGCUGCAAGUAAUUCCGGGGGUGAGUGAGGACAAAGCGCAGUGUCUGUUAGACCAUUUCCCUACUUUUGACUGCCUCAUGCGUGCGUAUCGUGACCCGAGACUGUCACGCGCGCAGAAAGAGGAUCUCGUCGCUGAUAAACUGCACGAUGCUCGAGUUCAACGAGCUCUGUCGAAGAAGAUCUAUGCCGUCUUCUGCGAGGAAGACCCCGAUGCGCUGGUCUAG
This is a messenger RNA of Phytophthora infestans T30-4, 843 nucleotides long. RefSeq lists its product as uncharacterized. NCBI's taxonomy places the organism in Eukaryota, Oomycota, Peronosporomycetes, Peronosporales, Peronosporaceae. The transcript has 2 exons. The record is from RefSeq and is a predicted model, not a curated record. Gene Ontology annotation, cellular component: Holliday junction resolvase complex; nucleus. Bases 1 to 843 code for a protein of 280 amino acids. Gene Ontology annotation, biological process: DNA repair.